CUCUGGAUGAUAGUGAAGUAUUUAACCCAGAUUUUCUGAGUCAAAUUGACGACAUAUGCAAGCGUCAUUUGGAAGCGAAAGACAGUGCAAACAAAGUUGAUCCUACAAUUUCACUAUUGGUGAAGCGGCCUGUUGAAUUGGAGUUUGGAAGAAUUGAAAAUGUUCCUGAUUUGGAUUCUGGUGUUCAUGGAGUUGAUUUGAAAGAAGGAAAUGAUGAAAAAGAAGGAGAGGAGGAUGAGAAGAAGAUGAAUGCUGAUGAUGAUCAGCAUAAAGAAGAUGAUGAUGAUGAUGAUGAUGAUGGUGAUGAUAAGGAUCACCAGAAUCAUAAUGAGAGAAAGGAUGAUGAUGCUGAUGAUAAUGGUGAUCCUGGUCUUCAAGGAGAUGAAGACAAAGGAGUAGAUAAGGAUGCUGAUCUUCAUGUAGAUGAAGACAAAGGAGGAGAUAAUGGUGAUCCUGGUCUUCAAGGAGAUGAAGACAAAGUAGGAGAUAAGGAUGCUGGUCUUCAUGGAGAUGGAGAGGAAGAUAAUGAGAAAGAACCGAAGGAAGAUGGUAAUAAGAAGACUGGCAAUGCUGAUGAUGAUUGUGGUCUUCAAGGAGAUAAAGAGGAAGGAGGAAAUAAGGAGUUGGAUGCUGGGGUUAUACAGAAGGAGAGAAAGGAGGAAGUAAGUUUCUUUCAUGUUAUUCCUAAUUGAAAGAAUUCAAUGACCAACUGAAAAAUGUGAUGCUCUAAAGGAAAUAAUAUCUUAUAAAUAACAACUGAAAUACUGUUUUAGUUUAACUGAAAACUAAUUAAGUCUAACUGAAAAGUAUAUCAACUGAAAACUAAAUUAGUCUAACUGAAUCAGUCUAACUGAA
Molecule: messenger RNA, 855 nt
Organism: Beta vulgaris subsp. vulgaris (sugar beet)
Lineage: Eukaryota; Viridiplantae; Streptophyta; Magnoliopsida; Caryophyllales; Amaranthaceae
Exons: 3
Coding region: 246-692 (148 amino acids)
Source: RefSeq, a predicted model, not a curated record